Messenger RNA from Camellia sinensis, 994 nucleotides. The record is from RefSeq and is a predicted model, not a curated record. NCBI's taxonomy places the organism in Eukaryota, Viridiplantae, Streptophyta, Magnoliopsida, Ericales, Theaceae.
GUGCGAAGACAGACUUUUAGCUCUCUUCUUUCUCAAAACCUCCAUUUCUUGUAUGCGAAAUUGCUUUAUCUGAUCAUCGGAGAGUGAAAAACCACCAAUUCUUCAACGGAUUUAAGUUCAACAUUUUCAGGAGGAAAAUCUACAGAGUUAUUGCAACUGCCAUGUACCAAUACCUUGCUGCGUAGCAGCAUUUUGGGGACUGAUCCCAUUUGGUUUCAUUUCAAAGGUUGCUUGAAGAGACAGCAAAAGUUGAGAUGGAUGAGGAGAUGAUUUUUUUGGACAAUGUUAUGCCAGUGGAGAUUGCACUUAAAAGGGAGCGAGAGUAUAGGCGGAAGGUAGAGGCAUUGCAAAAGCAGCAGCAAAGUGAUUCUAUGAAUGACACUUCACAUUUGAAGGGGCCUCUUCUAAGUCUAGCAGGAACAAAGAGAAAAGCACCGUCUACUAACUCUCAAGGAAUUUGUUCGCUGCAGAUUUCUCGUGACCAAGCCUUCCAAAAACAACCUGCCGGCCUUGUCUGCACGGUUUGCAAGGCGACCUUCUCUACUCUAUGUUAUCUCAAGCAACAUUGUGAAAGCCAAGCACACAAAGACAAAUUAUUACAGAUGAAAAAUGGGGGAUACGCUUUAAGCAACCCUCUAUUGUGUAAACUCUGUAAUGCCACAGGCUCUAGUAUAAUUGUAUUAGAGGGCCACCUUAAUGGGACGAAGCAUGCUGCUUCCCUACAAGAGCUUGAGAUUGCAAAAUUGGGGAGAGAGGGAGAGGCACAAAUUUUCAAUGAGAAGCAUUGGAAUUGAAGAUGCAUUUGUGAACAAAGUAGAAGGAAGGCCUGGAGAUUCAGAUUGUUAGCUAUUGACAUGGUCCUUGUCUUGCUUUUCUCCAAGUACUUAUCUUUUCAUUUGCUCCUUUAUUCUCUAAGAGGUAGCUGUUCCUUGAAUAAAUCUUUAUCUGACCUUGACUGACUCUAUCAAUAUACAGAAGUUUAUAGAUUUUAGAA